This is a messenger RNA of Gossypium raimondii (Peruvian cotton), 985 nucleotides long. RefSeq names its product psbP-like protein 1, chloroplastic. The record is from RefSeq and is a predicted model, not a curated record. The transcript has 8 exons. Gene Ontology annotation, molecular function: calcium ion binding. Bases 119 to 868 code for a protein of 249 amino acids. Gene Ontology annotation, cellular component: photosystem II; extrinsic component of membrane; photosystem II oxygen evolving complex. NCBI's taxonomy places the organism in Eukaryota, Viridiplantae, Streptophyta, Magnoliopsida, Malvales, Malvaceae. Gene Ontology annotation, biological process: photosynthesis.
CUUUCAACGGAUAACAAUCCAAAGAUGAACAAAUCUCCACCACAAAACCAUCAAUGAAGAUUUCUACUUUUUUUUUUCUUCACUAGUUCAUAUGAACUGAAACACAGAAUAUUAAACAAUGGCAGCUUUGCAGAAUUCUAUGCCAUCCCUUCAUCAUACAUUGUUCACUAAUUCCUUUCCCCAGAGAGGGUUGCAGAAGCUUUCUCAUGGAGCAUUUCUUUGCUGUAAAACAAGUGUUCCUCUUCAUGUCCGGGGUGAGCAUUUAUCAUCUCCACCUGCCGCUGCUUCUAGCUCUUCUCAGUUUCAAGAUAGUUGUGGGAGACGCCGAAUGAUUGCCGUUGGCAUCAUUGCUCCUUUGGUUUCAAUUGUCGACCGAACUCCUAUUGCGUUUGCUGCAGAAACUAAGAAGGGAUUUCUUCCAGUCACUGACAAGAAAGAUGGAUACACAUUUCUCUAUCCAUUUGGGUGGCAGGAAGUAGUUAUUGAAGGUCAAGACAAGGUGUUCAAAGAUGUUAUUGAGCCAUUAGAAAGCGUUAGUGUGAACAUGAUACCAACUAGCAAACAAGAUAUUCGAGAUUUCGGAUCUCCGCAAGAGGUUGCUGAAACACUAAUCAAGAAAGUUUUGGCUCCUCCAACUCAGAAAACAAAGCUAAUUCAGGCAGGAGAGCAUGAUGUAGAUGGAAAAACUUAUUAUACAUUUGAGUUUGUCACUCAGGCUCCAAACUACACUCGGCAUGCUCUCACUGCAGUUUCUAUUGGAAACGGUAAAUUUUAUACACUGACAACCGGAGCAAAUGAGAGAAGGUGGGAUAAGAUGAAAGAGAGACUACUCACUGUGGUAGACUCUUUUAAGAUAUUCAAUGUUUGAAGCAUGAUUGUGCAAAACUUUAAAAACAAUCAUAUUAGGAAGAACAACAUAUAUAUACUUCUUGAUUGAGAGCAUUGUGCAUUUUUCCGGAAUUGUAUAAAGUCCCAGUUCAAUCUA